Molecule: messenger RNA, 2170 nt
Organism: Lipotes vexillifer (Yangtze River dolphin)
Lineage: Eukaryota; Metazoa; Chordata; Mammalia; Artiodactyla; Lipotidae
Gene: PRKCA
Product: protein kinase C alpha
Exons: 20
Coding region: 107-2170 (687 amino acids)
Biological process (GO): protein phosphorylation
Molecular function (GO): ATP binding; zinc ion binding; diacylglycerol-dependent serine/threonine kinase activity
Source: RefSeq, a predicted model, not a curated record
CGCGGCUCCGCUCCGGCGCGGCUCCGCUCCGGCCCGACUCCUGCCGCGCCUCGGCCGCCGCCCGCGCUCCCCGCUCCUGGCGGAGGUAGCAGGCGGCGGGGGGGCCAUGGCUGACGUCUUCUCGGCCAACGACUCGGCGGCGCCUCAGGACGUGGCCAACCGCUUCGCUCGCAAAGGGGCGCUGAGACAGAAGAACGUGCACGAGGUGAAGGACCACCGCUUCAUCGCCCGCUUCUUCAAGCAGCCCACCUUCUGCAGCCACUGCACCGACUUUAUCUGGGGGUUUGGGAAACAAGGCUUCCAGUGCCAAGUUUGCUGUUUUGUGGUUCACAAGAGGUGCCAUGAAUUUGUUACUUUUUCUUGUCCGGGUGCGGAUAAAGGACCUGACACUGAUGACCCCAGAAGCAAGCACAAAUUCAAGAUCCACACCUACGGAAGCCCCACCUUCUGCGAUCACUGUGGGUCGCUGCUGUACGGACUCAUCCAUCAGGGGAUGAAGUGUGACACCUGUGAUAUGAACGUGCACAAGCAGUGCGUGAUAAACGUCCCCAGCCUCUGUGGGAUGGACCACACGGAGAAGAGAGGCCGGAUCUACCUGAAGGCCGAGGUCACCGAGGAAAAGCUCCACGUCACAGUACGAGAUGCAAAAAAUCUCAUCCCUAUGGAUCCAAAUGGGCUUUCAGAUCCUUAUGUGAAGCUGAAGCUUAUUCCUGACCCCAAGAACGAAAGCAAACAAAAAACCAAAACCAUCCGUUCCACGCUGAACCCCCAGUGGAAUGAGUCCUUUACCUUCAAAUUAAAACCUUCAGAUAAAGACCGACGACUGUCCGUAGAGAUCUGGGACUGGGAUCGAACAACCAGGAACGACUUCAUGGGGUCCCUUUCCUUCGGAGUCUCGGAGCUGAUGAAGAUGCCAGCCAGUGGAUGGUACAAGUUGCUGAACCAAGAGGAGGGUGAGUACUACAACGUGCCCAUUCCAGAAGGCGAUGAGGAAGGCAACGCGGAGCUGAGGCAGAAGUUCGAGAAAGCCAAGCUCGGCCCUGCUGGCAACAAAGUCAUUAGUCCUGAGGACAGGAGGCAGCCUUCCAACAACCUCGACAGAGUGAAACUCACUGACUUCAACUUCCUCAUGGUGCUGGGCAAGGGCAGCUUCGGGAAGGUGAUGCUGGCGGACAGGAAGGGGACGGAGGAGCUGUACGCCGUCAAGAUACUGAAAAAGGACGUGGUGAUCCAGGACGACGACGUGGAGUGCACCCUGGUGGAGAAGCGGGUGCUGGCCCUUCCGGACAAGCCCCCGUUCCUGACGCAGCUGCAUUCCUGCUUCCAGACGGUGGAUCGGCUGUACUUUGUCAUGGAAUACGUCAAUGGCGGGGACCUCAUGUACCACAUCCAGCAAGUAGGAAAAUUUAAGGAACCGCAAGCAGUGUUCUACGCAGCAGAGAUUUCCAUCGGGUUGUUCUUUCUUCAUAAAAGAGGAAUCAUUUAUAGAGACCUGAAGUUAGAUAACGUCAUGCUGGAUUCGGAAGGACAUAUCAAGAUUGCGGACUUUGGGAUGUGUAAGGAGCACAUGAUGGACGGGGUCACGACCAGGACCUUCUGUGGGACCCCGGAUUACAUCGCCCCGGAGAUAAUCGCUUAUCAGCCGUAUGGGAAAUCCGUGGACUGGUGGGCCUACGGCGUCCUGUUAUAUGAAAUGCUGGCCGGGCAGCCUCCGUUUGACGGCGAGGAUGAAGACGAGCUGUUUCAGUCCAUCAUGGAGCACAACGUCUCGUACCCGAAGUCCUUGUCCAGGGAGGCUGUCUCCAUCUGCAAAGGGCUGAUGACCAAACACCCCGGCAAGCGGCUGGGCUGCGGGCCCGAGGGAGAGCGGGACGUGCGGGAACAUACCUUCUUCCGGAGGAUCGACUGGGAGAAGCUGGAGAACAGGGAGGUCCAGCCGCCCUUCAAGCCCAAAGUGACUUCCUGCACCGAAAUGCACUGUGCAGAGGCUGUGAGCCGACCGACCUGUGGCAAAGGGGCAGAAAACUUCGACAAGUUCUUCACGCGAGGGCAGCCUGUCUUGACGCCACCCGAUCAGCUGGUCAUCGCUAACAUCGACCAGUCUGACUUUGAAGGGUUCUCAUAUGUCAACCCCCAGUUCGUGCACCCCAUCCUGCAGAGCACAGUAUGA